Mugil cephalus (flathead mullet) is the source of this 810-nucleotide messenger RNA. RefSeq lists its product as uncharacterized. Gene Ontology annotation, molecular function: peptidyl-prolyl cis-trans isomerase activity. The transcript is spliced from 5 exons. The record is from RefSeq and is a predicted model, not a curated record. Lineage: Eukaryota; Metazoa; Chordata; Actinopteri; Mugiliformes; Mugilidae. The coding region runs from base 1 to 810 and encodes 269 amino acids.
AUGUCAGACCUGCAGGUAAAGGUGAUUCCUGCCACAGAGGGACAAACAGUGACACUGAUGUGUAGCACCAGUUGUCCUCUGACUGAAAACCCUGCAGCCUACAUCUGGUACAAGAACAGAGAGUUUCUCUAUGAGGACUGGUCUCCCUGGUACCAAGAGCUGGUCAGCAGUGAGGAAGCAGUCACAUACUCCUGUGCUGUCAAAGGCUACGAGGAUCUCAGAGCCCCUGAAGUCUCAGUGGAUUCAGUCACUCCGACCUGCUUCAGUGUGACCUACGCUAAAGGGAGAAUGUGUUCUUAUCAGCAGACGUCAGUAGAUGAGUCCUGCUCCAUCACAUAUCCCAGAGAAAUCCACGUCCAAAGGAUUCCUCCAGACAAACCAGGUUAUAUCAGACUGACCUGUAACACCAGCUGUCUUCAUACUGACAAUCUGACUUCAUUUAUGUGGUUUAAGAACAGACAAGUAGACAGAAACAAGGAGAAACAACAGGUUUUUGUUUCCAGCACUUACAAAGGAAGUUGGUCUUGUGCUGUAAAAGGUCUUGAGUAUCUGCGCUCUGCUGACGUCUGUGUAGAGGAGAAGAAAUGUUUGAGAGUGAAUUAUAUCAGCAGAAGUAUCUGUGCUCUGAAAGGAUCCUCUGUGAACAUUUCCAGUGAAUACUCUCAUCCUGACAACCAGCAGUCAGAGUCUAAACUUUGGUAUAAAAUGCAGAAGCCUUUCGAAGACGCCUCCUUUGCUCUCAAAGUCGGGGACAUGAGCGGCCCUGUGUUUACUGACUCCGGAGUGCACAUCAUCCUACGCACUGGUUGA